AUGUCACCGCUAGAUGACUUCAGACCCGCGCCGCUCUGCAGCGAGAUCGACCCGCCACUCGUCAUGCCGCUGCCUCCGCUCAGCGAAAUGGAUCCGCCCACAGCGCCAGUUGCUGUUCCCGUACCGGUGUGGGUGUCGCCAGAUCGCAGCGAGAUCGACCCACCAGCGCCGCUGCUGCCCGUGCCAACCUUCACGAGCACAGACCCGCCGUUGCCACCCGUGCUGCCACCAGUGCUCACCGUCACGCCGCCCACCGUGCCUGCCGUCGCAGAACCCGUCGUCAGACUGAUCAAACCCGACGGACCGCUAGAGCCACCAUCCGAAGUGCGCACCAGCACGCUGCCACUCGUGAGGCUGCUGCUCGCGCCGCUAGUCACCUCCACGUCGCCUCCAGCACCACUGUUAGCAGUACCGGAAGUCCCGCCACUCGUACUACCAGCACUCAACAAAAUCUUGCCGCCUGCUCCGAUGCUGCCACCGCCAACAGAUAGCUCGAUCUCCGCUCGAUGA
Molecule: messenger RNA, 510 nt
Organism: Phytophthora infestans T30-4
Lineage: Eukaryota; Oomycota; Peronosporomycetes; Peronosporales; Peronosporaceae
Exons: 2
Coding region: 1-510 (169 amino acids)
Source: RefSeq, a predicted model, not a curated record